GGCGCUGCCAGCUCGCGGCUGGACGCCCGGCAAGGCCAGGCGGUCAUGGACGGGAAUUUCUUAAGAUUGGGGGAUGGUUUGGGGGCAUCGGCAACCAGCGGCCGGUUGACAGCAGUCAAACAGCGCCAGUCAGUUGAUUUGGUUUGUUUGUUUUGAGGGGCCUAAAAUGGGCAACCACCACGGGCACGACGCCCUCAAGUCGGGGGAGCAGACGCCGACGUCGCAGGGCUCGCGCCGCAGCCUCCAUCGGCACUCGUCAGUGGGGCUCGACGCCCCCGACAAGCCCUUCGUGCAGAUGAUGCCAGUGGAACGCCUGGCCAAGAUCCUGAGCGACAAGGCCCAACAGCUGGACGGCGCCCCCGGCGUCACGUUGCCAGUGUUCCAGCGCUGUUUGUUCCCGCGCUACCCUCACCUGGCCGAGCGACUGUUCCAGCACUUCGUCGAGCAGGCCGGGAGCGCCAGCGCCUGCCUUCCUGCCCCCAUUUUCCGGCAGCAGUGCGACAAGUACUUGGCGAUUCUAGAUGAUGGGGCCAUUCUGGACACGUGGGUGCGGAUGUGGGCGAGCUUUGACGCCGCCAAAGGGGGCCACGUGAUCACGCCCGAGGGCUUCGCCGGGCUGCUGAUGUGCGCCUACCACGUCAGCAUGGACCACUACUCGGGCGGGCCCCAAAUGUGCCUGUCCAUCAACAAGACGCUCAAGGCCGUGGUGGACGGCUGCUUCUACCUGAAGCCCAGCCUCUCAGCUCAGUACGUCGCCCAUUGGCUGGCCGACAACGCCGCCCGCCUCCUGCUGCCGCUCCACCGCUAUGCAGUCCACACCAUCGCCACGGCGUGGCGCACCAUUGAUCAGGACACGCCCCCUGAGAGCUCGGGGCUGGAGCUGACCACGCCCGUCCUGGAGGAGGCGAACCCGUUCGGGCACGGCAAUCCGCAUCCCCACCUGCUGACCAUGAGCCUGUCGUGGCUGUUGGCGGGGGCGCUGCCGCCCAUCUACUCCACGCCGCAGAGGGCGAGCUCGCCCAGCAGCAGCGGCACCGGAUUGGCCAGCAUGGCCUUCCUGUCCAAGAUAGCGUGCGCCAUCCCGUCCCAUUGGGCGCUCCUGUACGACUCGGACGAGCAGGGCCUGGGCGCCAAUCGCUUCCUGCACCACGUGCUCGGCUACAAAGGCCCCACUCUGGUGAUCUUCCGCUCGGACGACAACGAGAAGUUCUGCGUGACGUCGCCCUGCGAGUGGAAGGAGUCGCACCACUAUUGGGGCGGCGAGGGCUCCGCCGUCUUCCAGCUGCUCCCCAAGUUUCAGCUGCUGGAGAAGGGCACCAAGCUGCUCUAUCUGAACACGACGGUGCGCGGGUACCCGCAGGGGCUGCGCGCCGGCUCCGACCCGCGCAGCCCCAUCAUCGCUGUGGACGCCGGCUUCGAGAAGAUGGAGUGGAAGAAGAUCCCGCUGCACAUCCAGACCAUCGAGGUGUGGGGCUGCGGCGACCAGGUGCAGCGCGAGCGGCAGCUCGAGGUGAAAAAGUGGGAGGUAAAGGAGGCGGAGAAGCAGCGCACGCUGAAGCUGAGCGCCGCCGAUUGGCUGGACCAUCCAGACAGGUACCUGCUGGAGCUGGCCGGGCGGCCGCAGUACCACCAGAACCAGACCUAGCGGUGCCAUGCCAAAGGAACCCAACAAGUGAUAUUUUGCCUCAAGCCCUCCAGCGGUUUACUUAAGCUGGCUACUUAACUAUAAUAUAAAUAAACACUAUUUUAGGAC
Messenger RNA from Dendroctonus ponderosae (mountain pine beetle), 1753 nucleotides. RefSeq lists its product as uncharacterized. The coding region runs from base 167 to 1645 and encodes 492 amino acids. The transcript has 6 exons. The record is from RefSeq and is a predicted model, not a curated record. Lineage: Eukaryota; Metazoa; Arthropoda; Insecta; Coleoptera; Curculionidae.